AUGCCUUAUAGUAAAGAGGAAAGUAUGACGUAUGCUUCGUUACAACAACCGCUGCCACUAGCACAGGAGGGCAACUUGGCAACGAAUUGGCGAGAGUGGAAAUCAGCAUUUGACUAUUUCCUAAUUGCUUCGGGAAGAGAAACGGCAUCUUCUAGAGAGAAGUGUGCAUUAUUUAUGCAUGUUAUCGGCAAACAAGGACGUGAAAUAUAUGAGGAGCUUGACAUCAGUGAAGUGGAAAGUCAUGACUACAACACAUUGUGUCAAAAGUUUAAUGAGCACUGUGACCCAAAAACAAAUAUUAAUUAUGAAAGGCAUGUAUUUUUUGAAAGUUAUCAAAAUGAACAAAACUUCGAAAAGUUUUUGGGAUCUCUGAAAAUAAAAGCUAAAAAUUGUGAAUUUGGAUCUUUAAAAAACAGUCUUAUUUUGAUACAGCUGAUUCGUGGCCUGAACGAUGGGCAAAUGAGAGAAAAACUUUUGUCUAAAGCGACCCUAACGCUAGAAGAGGCAAGUGGAUGGUGCAGAGCAGCAGAAAGGGCUGGCGAGCAAGCAGCAGCGUGCAGUUCACGACAAACAUGUGUAAGUAAUACCGUGGAAUACAUGCAGUCAAGAUACAAGUGCAUGCGGAACAAAACCACAUUGAGGAAUGUGAGCAAUCCUAUACGUGAUCAAGACCGUCAGCGAACUACUCAUGAUUUUCGUUAUAAACGCGACGAGAAAUCGAUGAACGUUGGCUAUCAUACUAGGAAUAAAUUACGGGGUAAUAAUAACAAUUGCAAUAAGUGUAAUUUAGGACAUGGUGUUCGUGUUAAGUGCCCGGCCUAUGCAGUAAAAUGUUACCGAUGUGAUAAAGUAAGUCAUUAUGCAAAGUGUUGUCGCGCGCGUUUUGCACGGGAAGUGUUGGACGCUGACGGCACGGGUAAUGGUAUUCAUGAUGAGGAGGAUUGUAGUGAGCACAGUGAUGUAGACAAUGGUGAGUUGUUAAUGUAUAAUAUAUCUAUCGAGGCUUCAGAUAACUCUCGAGAGUCAUGGUAUUCUAAUAUUAAAGUAAAUGGAGUAAUUGUAAAGUUUAAGUUAGAUAGUGGCGCAGACGCUUCGGUUAUGUCGCUAAAUUGUUACCAAAAAGCUGGCUUUGAUAUAAAAAAAUUAAAAAAAUGUAAUAUUGUUUUACGAGAAAUAACAGAUACUCUAUCGAGAUCGGCUACGCAAAAGGGCCAAGAUGAUUUAAGCGACAAGGUUAUGAUACACGAGAAUAUGACGUUUGAAAACGUUGAAGCGUCGAUGGAUAUGUUGCAGAGAAUAAAAAAGGAAACUCACAACGAUCCAGUCAUGAUAGCACUGGGGGAGUAUUAUCAAAAAGGAUGGCCUUUUAAUAAAAAGCAAGUCUCUGAACUUGUAAAACCCUACUGGAAUGUACACAAUGAGUUACAUAUGAUUAGAGGAGUCUUAUUUAGAAAUAAUCGUAUUGUUAUACCCCUGUCCUUACGGAAAGAAAUGCUGCGCCGUAUACACGAAGGGCAUUUAGGGGUUGAAAAAUGUCAACGUCGUGCACGCGAUGUAAUGUGGUGGCCGGGUAUGUCGGCAGAUAUUACGUGUGUUGUGCAGGGGUGUGAUACGUGCCAGCGACAUCAAGCCGCUGCGUCGCGCCAGCCUCUUGCGCCGCAUCCAGUGCCUACACUACCUUGGGAACAUUUAGCUGCUGACAUUUUUGAGUUCGGAGGAAAACAGUAUCUAUUGAUAGUUGAUUAUUAUUCUAAAUUUGUAGAAAUCUCUUUACUAACGAAUUUACAAAGCAAGACAGUAAUUAAUGUUAUGAAGGGCAUAUUCAGUAGAUUUGGCAUACCUAAAAAGAUUGUGACUGACAACGGGACACAGUUCACAUCAGAUGAUUUUAAAAUUUUUAGUAAGGCUUGGGGGUUUGAACAUGUUACCAGCUCUCCUCAUUACCCAAGAUCCAAUGGACUCGCGGAGAGAAACGUUAGGACCGUAAAAUCAAUAUUAAUUAAGUCACACGAAACAGGUGAAGAUUGGCAACUGGCGCUUCUUAAUUUUAGGAAUACACCAAUUACCGGAGAGAAGUAUUCGCCUGCUCAGCUCUUAAUGAGCCGUAGGCUUAAUACUAGGUUACCUGUUCACCAAGAUGUUCUACGUCCGAAAACCGUCAACGCUCGCUUAGUAAAGGAAAAUCGAUUAAAGAAAUGUGAUAAAGUAAAAGAGUAUUAUAACAAGGGUACUAAACCAUUAACAUCACUAAAACCGGGUGAAACGGUACGAAUGAGGGAUAAAAAAACAUGGGAAAAAGCUAAAGUUAUGGCUAGAGCACGUGGUGAGCGUUCGUAUUGGCUAGAAACUAAAAAUGGACGAGUUUUGCGCCGUAACAGGCAGCAUAUUAUGAAGUUACCGACCAAAUUAACGGCGUUGGAUCGUCGCUGUAAGGCAAAAACACAUCAAAGAAAUGUGAGUAAGCAAUUAGACUGGGAUGAUUUCAAAGAUACUGAGACAAAUUUACUACCGCACGGAACUAGCGAACGAUCGCCACCGCCAGUGAAUGAGCGGUUUUCGCCCAUAUAUAUCACUCGAAGUGGGAGAGUUGUUCGCCGUCCAGAACGCUUUGAGAUUAAUAAUUAA
Parnassius mnemosyne (clouded apollo) is the source of this 2625-nucleotide messenger RNA. The record is from the annotation of a GenBank genome assembly. Lineage: Eukaryota; Metazoa; Arthropoda; Insecta; Lepidoptera; Papilionidae.